Messenger RNA from Rhodotorula toruloides NP11, 393 nucleotides. RefSeq lists its product as uncharacterized. The coding region runs from base 1 to 393 and encodes 130 amino acids. Lineage: Eukaryota; Fungi; Basidiomycota; Microbotryomycetes; Sporidiobolales; Sporidiobolaceae. The transcript is spliced from 5 exons. The record is from RefSeq and is a predicted model, not a curated record.
AUGGCCAAGCCCACCAACCCUCCUCCAGCACCCACCAAGCCCUGGCUCAAACUCGUCCUCACCCUCCUCGUCCUCGCCGCGCUCGUGUACGUCGCGAGGUUGGUGGUCGUCGGGAUCCAGGAGGCGAUGCAGUCCACCAAACAAGCGCUGGAGAAACAGGGCGUUUCAGUCUCGAAAGACGGAGUGGCGGUCAAGACGGAGAAGCGGGCUUUGACGCAGGAAGAGACGGAGGAGAGGUUGCAGCGCGGCUUGAUGAAAGGCUGGAAAAACAGCCAGUUCAACGUCCCCUGGAUGCUCGCCAAGACCACUGGCUUGGGCGGGUCGAGGCACGAUAAGAACAAGGACGAGUGGGAGAAGAAGUAUGGACCGAAGCAGAAACGUCGUGUCGACUAG